AUGGCCGCUCUUACACCCGCGUCGACGGUCAGUACUAUCGAAAGCGACUCACAAUGUGCAGCUACUGAUUAGGCCGUAGAGGGCGCUAGCAAACCUCCGUUCCUUCACCUCCCAACCCACCAACUGGUAUCGAUGUCCGCUUACACGGCGAGCCGCUGUGCUCAUACUGCUGUUUGCAGAUAGAAGAGGUGAUCUCAGAGUGGUCUUGACGAUAAGGAGUACAGGGUUGAGAAACUGUGAGGACCUUCGGGGCUCAGUAUACGGGUCGAUGCUGAUAUUCAUAAGAUGCCGGCCAAGCAGCUCUUCCAGGCGGGAAGUCCGAUGCUCUCGCGGAGACACCAUUCGCGGUUGCAAGGAGAGAAGCCUUUGAAGAGAUCGGAUUGCCCAUGAGCGAUCACAAGCUCCCACAUGGCUAUACAGUAGAACACCUCACAGAGCUACCCUCGAACCUAGCCAUGACAGAGCUUGGUGUGAGGCCAUGCGUCGCUUACUUGAAGACACCGUCUCCUUCCUCGCACAAUCAGAAUCCGGAUGUCGCGAGGGACAUCCUACCUAAGUUGGAUGCGCGAGAAGUCGCCGCCGUCUUCACAGCGCCUUUCCAGAACUUCCUCUUUGUGAAAGAUGUAGACCCGGAAAUCCGUGAGAAGGUGCCCGGCCAGUGGUAUGAGGGUAGUUGGCACUCUUGGCAUGAGACCGCAUGGCGAAUGCAUCAAUUCUUCGUACCCGUCACUCCGUCCACCGUAUAUCUCGCAAGAAAGCCGAAGUCCUACACCGAUCCACGACCACCGGAUCAGAAGAGACCGACCACGACAGGCUCCAAAAGCCCCGCUUCAGGUUCGAAUAAGUCGUCCUUGCAGCCACCGCUUCCAAGGAAGUUCUAUACCAAUUCAAACAAUGCACUGGAGCAGCCUAGAUAUAGAGUCUUUGGAAUGACAGCUCGAAUACUAGUCGAUGCGGCGAGGGUAGCAUACAGUCGGGAGCCCGAAUACGAGCACAAUAGCCACUUUGGAGAUGAGGACAUGAUUGCUCGGCUUUUAAGCAUCGGACGACUCGGCGAGAAGAAGAAAGAAGGGGAAAUAUUGACCAGAGAGGUCAUGCGAGAAGCUGCCAAAGCGAAGAUGUAA
Lecanosticta acicola is the source of this 1124-nucleotide messenger RNA. The record is from the annotation of a GenBank genome assembly. Lineage: Eukaryota; Fungi; Ascomycota; Dothideomycetes; Mycosphaerellales; Mycosphaerellaceae.